Vollenhovia emeryi is the source of this 9771-nucleotide messenger RNA. RefSeq names its product kalirin (gene trio). Gene Ontology annotation, molecular function: protein kinase activity; ATP binding; protein binding. Gene Ontology annotation, cellular component: cytoplasm. Gene Ontology annotation, biological process: protein phosphorylation; axon guidance. The record is from RefSeq and is a predicted model, not a curated record. The transcript has 29 exons. NCBI's taxonomy places the organism in Eukaryota, Metazoa, Arthropoda, Insecta, Hymenoptera, Formicidae. The coding region runs from base 496 to 9681 and encodes 3061 amino acids.
CUUAAAGCUUAGGGCUUAAAUCAUCUAUUGUAGACUGGGACUAAUUGUCUUUUGAUCUUCAAUGGUAAAAUCAAUGAACGCGCUAUUGGCGGCUAAAUCCGAAAGUCCCGGAUCGCUCGCUCGGGAUCCGCCUUGACGCGGGGCGCGCGCGAACGUUGCGUGCGCGCCUUAAGGGCCUAGCGACGCCUCUCGCGGAGCGGAGUCGCGCGACACUCGUGCCGUCCCCCUCGGACCAGUGUUGGCGAGCGACGCCGUUGGAGGCUCGUGUGUGUAUACGCUUCGGAACAUGGCAGCGGCGAUCUCGGGGCUCGACUCGCGCGACGGUCGCCCGUGACUCUCGGACGCGGCGAUGAAACGGCAAUAUGAACGGCAGGCCGGCGCGGCGGAGUGACACGGGCCCGCUGACACGCCGACGGGGCGCAAGGACGCGACCGGGGGUCGUUGCGAACGAGCUUUCUGCCGAGAUGGUGAUCGUUUAACGAAACGGCGAGGACGAUGGACGGGACACGAGCGGCAGAGGUAUUGCCGUUGCUGCAAGAACGCCUGGCGAUACUGCCGGGCGGACGGGAUCGCAGGGGCGGACCCGUGCUCCUGUUCCCGAGCACGCCGAGGCGCGAGCGCGCGAAACCCGAGGACUACAGGCGCCUCCUGCAGUACCUGUUCGCCAUCCCGAGCGACGAGGCCAGGGGACUGCGAUUCACCGUGAUCGUGGAUAUGCGCGGCACAACGUGGGACUCGGUCAAGCCUAUUUUGAAGGUGUUGCACGAGCAUUUUCAUCGUACAGUUCACGUAGCUUUUCUUAUCAAACCGGAGAACUUUUGGCAGAAACAGAGGACGUCGUUGGGUAAGCAGAAGAAGUAUAAUUUUGAGAUUAAUACGAUUAGCUUAGAAGCCCUUGUAAAGGUGAUAGAUCCUUCGCAGCUCACUGCAGACCUGGACGGAUCCCUGCAAUACGAUCACGCCCAGUGGAUCGACACCAGAUUGGUCGUAGAAGAUUUCACGUGGCAGGCGGCGGAUCUGCUCGAUCGGUUGGACGACCUGCAGGAGGACCUCAGCCGGAAUGACUUCGCUGACGAUGUCGCGGGAGCCAAGCACGGAAUCGAUCUGCACAAUGAGAUGAAAAAGAAAAUCAUGAAGGUCCCGGUGGAGGAAAUCGAGGUUGUCGGGCAACGCCUGCUGCAGCGAUUUAACAACAGUGCGACGGCGACCGGCGGGGAGGGAGGAAGUAUCGACAACGGCGCGGCGAGCUGCACGGAUUCCGACGGGCGAGCGUUGGCCACCUUGGUUAUUCAGCACUUGGACUCCGUGCACGCCGCGCAGCAGCACCUGCUGCAACUGUGGCACAUCAAGAAGAUGAAGCUGGACCAGUGCUUUCAGCUGCGGCUGUUCGAGCAGGACUGCGAGAAGAUGUUCGAUUGGAUCUGUCACAACCGAGAGGCGUUCCUCGCCAGUUACGUGGAGAUCGGCCGCUCGUACCAAUUGGCCAAGAACCUGCAGGAGGAGCAUAAACAUUUUACAAUGAGCUCGAUGAACGUUUACGUCAACAUAAACAAGAUCCUCACGAUGGCCGGCAAGCUGCUGGAGACGCAGCAUUACGCGGCCGGGCACGUGCGAGCGGUGGCGGGACGUUUGGACCGGGCGUGGAAGGAGUUCGCCGCGGGCCUCGACGAGCGUACCGCGGUGCUUAGUUUAAGUGUAGUGUUUCACCACAAGGCGGAACAGUAUGUCGAUAACGUGGCCGGCUGGAGCCAGGCGUGCGAGAUCAGCAAUCUGCCCAGUGAAAUUCCAGUGCUCGAAUCUCACAUUCGCCAACACCAAACUCUCUACGAGGCAAUGUGCCAGGCGUACACGGAGGUUUACAAUGCGUAUCAAGCGUUAUUGAGCGGCCUGGGUUCAAUGCUGCAAGUAUGUCAUAACGUGAGCGCCCAUUCCUCAGAUUAUGUGCAUAGUACCAGUAAGAAGCUUCUUUACCAACUGGAUCAUCUUGUGCAAGUCUGUAAUCAACCACAAGGAAUUGACCAUGUCGCCAGAAAACAUAGCCAAGAUGGGCACAGUAUUGACAGUCAUACCAGCACGAGCGGUAAUCCAGCGGCUGAUUACAGCGAAGGCGCGUCUCACGUAUUAGCUGUCAUCCAUCAGAUUCUCGGCCAUCACAGAGCACUAGAGGCCCGUUGGCACGCUCGCAAAGUCAAGUUGCAUCAACGGCUCGCAUUAAAAUUAUUUCAAGAGGACGUGAAGCAGGUCCUCGACUGGCUGACGAACCACGGCGAGGUGUUCAUUAGGAAAAACACAGGCGUGGGCCGUAAUCUGCAGAAAGCGCGAGUCUAUCAAAAGAGCCACGAACAUUUUGAGAAUGUCGCUCAGAACACUUACACAAAUGCGACUAAACUCUUGACCGCCGCCGAGGAACUUGCUCACACGGGGGAAUGCGCGCCUGAUGAAAUAUACGCGGUGGCGCAAGAGUUGGAGGCUCACGUUAGUAGCUUCGCAGCGAGGGUCGAGCAACGGCGUCGCAGAUUGGAUCUGGCAGUAGUGUUUUAUACUCACGAAAAGGAGCUCACUGGUUGGGUGGACGAGUUACGUCAGGAAUUGCAACAGGACGAGGUUGCGGAGAACCUGGAGACCGCGGAAAGACUGUUGGAGCAGUGCGCGCAGCAUAGAUCGUCCUGUCUCGAGGCGUGUGCCUCGACAAUAGCCCAGGGCGAGGCUCUGCUGCAAGAACUGCGCGAGGCGACCGACGCGCCCGACACGACCGGCUCGAUAUCGGCGGUGGAGUCGGCCCUGGACAGACUGGCGAGCCUGCGGCAGGAAUUGGAAGAUUUGUGGGCCACGAAGAAGCUGAGACUGGAGCUGUGCCUGCGACUACGCGUCUUCGAGCGCGACGCGCUGGAGGCCAGUGGCCAGCUGGAGAUGUGGGCGCAGGAGCUGCAGGGCCCUCCGCGGGAGGGCUCGCCCGAGCAGUUGCUGCGCGUGCACAACGACGGGGUCGCUCACAUGCAGAACACCGCCUUCCAAAUUCUCCACCGUGGCCAGGAAUUGGCGCAGGUCUUGGAGGAGGCCGGGGUGUGUAUUAUGGCGGACGGUCAGCACAGCGCGGCGGCGCGGGUGCAGGUGCUGCUCGAGUUUCUCAACGAGCGUGAACUGGACGCGGAGGAUCUCGCGGAGAUGCGAAGGGUGCGGCUGGAGCAGGCCUCGCAGUUGCUGCAGCUGCAGACAGACGCGUCUCACGUGAUCAAGUGGAUACGAAACGGCGAGUCGAUAUUACUGGCCUCGCUGAGGAUACCGGACGACUUCGAAGACGCCGACCAAUUGGGGAAGGAGCACUAUCAUUUUCAACUCGCGAUAACAAACACUCACGCGUCCGCCGUGCAAGUGAAGCACAAAGCGGACGCUCUGAUAAGCGGGAAUCAUUACGAUCCUAAGAGCAUCAGGGAGGUCGCGGAGGAUGUUACCAAACGAUGGCAGCAGCUAGUGACCUGUGCGGAGGAGCGACACAAAUUAAUUACUGCCAGUUUAAACUUUUACAAAACUGUGGACUCUGUUCGUUCGGUUCUCGACAGUUUAGAGUUGCAAUACAACGUGGACGACGAUUGGUGCGCCGACGGGGAGAAAGCCGCCGGGAUACCGGCGAACAUCACCCGACACCAGGAGCAAAAGGAGGCCUUUCUGAAGGCGUGCACGCUGGUACGACGGACCGGCGAGACGUUCUUGAAGUAUAUCAAUCGUAGUCUGCAGUUUUACAGCUAUCACGCUAAUAGCGCCGGUUCCGCGAACAAAGUGAAAAAUAUUUUGGAGGAGUUGGUCGGUAAGGAGAACAAGGUGCUCGAGUAUUGGACGCAGCGGAAGAAACGUCUAGAUCAAUGCCAUCAGUACGUUCUGUUCGAGCGUAGCGCGAAGCAGGCCCUCGAGUGGAUCAAAGAAACCGGGGAAUUGUAUUUGGCGACGCACACCAACGUCGGCAAGAAUCGCAUCGAGAACGAGCAGCUGUUGCAGGAGCACAUCGAGUUCAAAGGCGCGGCGAAGGAGACGAGAGAACGGGUGAAACUGUUGAUCCAGCUCGCUGACAAUUUGGUCGAGAGGGGCCACGCUCAUGCCGCGGCGAUCAAGCAGGCCGUCGCCGAGGUCGACCAGCGUUACAAGGACUUCAGCGCGCGAAUGGACUGCUACAAGACGCAAAUCGAGGGCGAUCUGGGCAUCCAGCCCGACGAGGUGCACCGAGAACUCUCUAUCGAUCGGAAUUCGGAUCCGUUGCUGGAGGAGAAGAUCAAGGGCAAAGAUCUGAAGGAGUUGAACGAGGAGAAGCGAAGGUCCGCGCGGAGGAAAGAGUUCAUUAUGGCCGAGCUCUUGCAAACCGAACGUACGUACGUGAAAGACUUGGAGACCUGCAUACGCUGCUUCCUGGACGAGACGCGGUGCGGAAAGGGGGGCGUUGUUCCGAUGGGUUUGCAAAAUCGGGAGUCCAUUAUUUUUAGCAAUAUAGAGGAGAUACAUCAGUUCCACAGCAAUGUAUUUCUGCGCGAGCUAGAAAAGUACGAGACCAUGCCGGAGGAUGUGGGACACUGUUUUGUAGUGUGGGCACCUAAAUUUGACAUGUACGUAACUUACUGUAAGAACAAACCCGAGAGCAAUCAACUGUUAAUAACACACAGUGGGACGUGGUUUGAGGAAUUGCAGAGGAAGCAUAGAGUGGAACACCCUAUCGCUGCGUAUCUAAUCAAACCUGUACAGAGAAUAACCAAGUAUCAGCUGCUGCUCAAGGACUUACAGGCCUGCUGCCAAGAGGGACAGGGCGAGAUAAAAGAGGGAUUAGAAGUGAUGUUAAAUGUGCCUAAAAAAGCUAACGAUGCCUUACACUUAAGUCUACUGGAAGGUUGCGACGUUAGUAUAGAUGCGCUCGGUGACGUCGUGCUGCAAGAUUCGUUCACAGUAUGGGACCCAAAGCAGCUCAUCCGGAAAGGAAGAGACCGUCACAUAUUUCUUUUCGAAUUGUAUCUUCUCUUUACGAAGGAGGUGAAGGAUUCCGCGGGAAAGGUGAAGUACGUUUAUAAAAAUCGCCUGUUGACCUCCGAGCUGGGCGUGACCGAGCAUAUCGAAGGGGACGAGUGCAAGUUCGCGGUGUGGACGGGACGGGCGCCGACCAGCGACACGCGCGUGGUGCUGCGGGCGAACUCGAUGGACGCGAAGCAGCUGUGGGUGAUGCGGUUGCGCGAGGUGAUACAGGAGACCUUCCUGGGCAAGAACAUGCCCAAGAGCCCCGCCAAGAAGAGCUCCAGUCAACGCUCCAGCAGAGACCUGGAGGAAUGCGCGUCCUUGGACGAGAGCGUGGAGAAUCUCGACAGGAACUCCCUGGCUUCCUUCGGCUCGACCAACACUACGGAUUCCGAUAAGACCGGGGUCGUCGAGAUGACGUGGGUGGUCGCCGAUCAUAUGGCCGCGCCGGGCUCGAGGGAGCUCAGCGUGACGAAAGGGCAGCAGGUCGAGGUGCUGGAGAACGGCACCGCCGCCGCAGCCGCCGCCGCCGCCGGCGAAUGGACCCUGGUGCGUCUGCCGCUCACGCCUGGACAGGCCGAGCCGGCCGCGGAGGGUCUGGUGCCCACCAGCGCCCUGAAACAGCCGCCGACCGCCUCCUGCAAAACUUCGCCGUCCAGAAAAGCGUCCACGCAGCAGCAGCAACAGCAACAACCGCAUCAUCAUCCCCAGCAGCAGCAGCAUCAUCCGUACCAUCAGCAGCAGAUCAGCCAAGCAAUUGUCCAAGCGCAGCAGCAAACUGCCGUCGCGUCGUCGACCGCCGCCGGCGCGUUGCCGCCGACCUGCUGCGUGGCCGGCGUCCCGCCGGCCACGCAGCAGGCGUCCCCGCUGGUCGCGCUGUCGUCCGCGGUGCUGUCGCCGAUGCUGUCGGAGGACGCGGAAAACACCGGAAGCGACGGUAGCGGGUCAACUAGUACAAAUUCACCCGGCAACAAGAGGCGAGUUUUCAGCGGACGGAAGUGGCUCCCACCUUCUUUACGCAAACUUAGCCAAGGCAAAGUCGAGAAAACCAAUACGGCCGUGCCGCCGACGUCAUCGCCUCCUCCUUUGAUUGGGCCGUCUUUGAAGAAAAGCGGCUCGGACAAACGCUUUAAAUUGCCGAGCGGCGUCGAGCACAAUCGGCCCGGCAAGGCGGCGUUCGAGGCCGAGGUCGAGGCGCACGAGGGUGAGGAUGUUGGCAAGGAGGAAGAGGGCGAGGAGCAUCCGGAGGUCGAGGUGGACGUGGACGCGGACGUUACGGAGAGCGAUGACGCGGCGGUGACGAGCCUGCAGGAACAGAACGGCGGCGAGGACGCCGACGAUGACCUGGAGCUUCCGCCCCCGAUGAAGCCUAUUACCGAGCCGAUACUCGUAGCCACCGCAAAUGGCCCGUCAGGCUCCGCGAUACCGAGCGAAUUGCCUGGGAAAGUUCGAUCCACCAGCCUGUCGGAACGUACGACCAAGAUACUCGAUGGCGGCGCGACGACGGCCGAUCUCUCGGAGAUCGAGCAGAUCGUCAAGGAAAGGAUGGAGCAACAUACGGAGAAUCAGGAGAGGCAUAGUCUCAUGCGAACCCCCAACGGAAAGUCGUUGAGCAACGAGGAGGAGUAUUGUAACGCGACUAUUAACGCGGUCGUCGCCGAGGAGUCGGACCCGGAGAGCACCGCGAUCGCAAAGCGGCAGUUUGUUAUACGCGAGCUGGUGGACACCGAGAGGGAUUACGUCAAUGACUUAAAGCAGAUAGUCGAAGGUUACAUGGCACUAAUGCGGAAUCCCGAGUGCGAGAUCCCCUUGCCGGAGGAUCUGCGCGCCGGGAAAGACAAGAUGGUUUUCGGUAACGCGGAGGCCAUCUACGAGUGGCACAGAGACUUUUUCCUCAAGGCUCUGGAACGUUGCUUGGAGCGCCCCGAGGAGCUCGGACCUCUCUUCAAACGUUACGAGCGGAAGCUGCACAUGUACGUGGUCUACUGUCAGAACAAACCCGUCUCGGAGUACAUCGUGUCCGAACACAUAGACACUUACUUCGAGGAACUUAGGCAAAAACUUGGCCAUCGUUUGCAACUCUGCGACUUGCUGAUCAAGCCCGUACAAAGGAUUACAAAAUAUCAACUUCUUCUACGGGAGGCACUGCGCCUCACUGAGCGAACUCAAAGGUUAUCGGAAAUCGAAGGCCUCAGAGCGGCGGCUCAUGUCAUGCGAGUUAUUCCUAAAGCUGCAAACGAUAUGAUGGACGUUGGGAGAUUACAAGGUUUCGACGGUAAAAUAACGGCGCAAGGGAAGCUCCUGUUGCACGGCCCGCUUCUGGUGUCGGAGAUAUCGAACGUAUCGACGAGAGGAAAGGAAUGGCAGGUCUUUCUUUUCGAGCAAAAUAUCAUCUUCAGCGAAACGGUCGGCAAGAAAACGCAAUUCACCAAUCCUGUCUACAUAUAUAAGGCACAUAUUCAGGUGAACAAGAUGAGUCUUGAAGAUUCGAACGACGAACCAGAGAAGUUUAUCAUCCGGUCGACGGAUCCCCGAAACCCCGGGCUAGGAUUCUCUUGUAGCAUAGCUGAAGAAAGUAGUGGACCGCGCAGGCAGGAGUGGGUAGAUACCAUCACUGCCAUCCUGCAAACACAGCGCGACUUCCUGAAGGCGAUACAAUCACCGAUUGCCUACCAGAAGGAACUUACCAAAGACCCACUCCGUGCCACCGUCACCGUCACCGCCACCGCUACCACCACCGCCACGUCCGAACCCAUACGAGCAACCGUGUCGGUCCCUCCAACGCUGAUCGUCUCCGGAUCGGCGAAGGGAGACGGUAGGCCGAAUCAGCCGUUGCAACGCUCGCAGACCGGGGGAUUGGAAUGCGUGCAACCACGUACGCCCAGCCCGACCAAGAGUAGGCUAAACUUCCUGGAGGGAUUUAAGAACACUCUACGCACACGCUCGCCGAUACGCAACAAUUCCAUCCCGGUCGUUCCAGGUGCACGCGUAAGAUUGGCCGCGGAUUGGGGAAAGUUACACGCCGGAGACGAGCUCGUUGUCUCCCACCUGGACGGUCCGGGCUUAGUGGUGUCUCCCGUGAAUACCAAGGACGAGUUGUGGAUCCCGGCGAGUCUCAUCCCGAACUCGGCGAUCAGCCGAGCGUGGUCGUUUCGGCCGCGAAAGAUCGAUCUCGCGAGAUGCCACGUCGACGAUUCCCGGGAGUCAGUGGCGGCCGAGGAGAAAACGCCGGCCAUUCUGAGCAGUCCGACGUCGAUUCGCGCGACCGUCGGCGAGGUCGUCAGACUCUCCGUCGAGACGCACAACGCGGACAGCGCGAUCGUCACAUGGAGGAAGGAGGGCGAGAAUCAGUGUAUAAGAGAGAACGAUCGGUAUCAGUUCCAGCGAAGCGCGGGCUUCGUAUACCUGCAGAUCACCGGCUGCCGAGCCUCGGACUCCGGGGUAUAUCAGUGUCAUCUGAAGGGCGAAACGGGCUCUUGCUCCGUGGGGAUUUCUCUCUUCGUCGUAGGUGGGAAGAGCAGCACUUCCGCGCGCGUUUUAGGAUGCUCGAGGGUGGAGAUCGACUGGGACAGGCAGGAGAUCGGCGGGGUGUCGUGCAGCAUAGAGUGCAGAACUCUACCGUCGCAGCAGUGGGUGCCGAUGUCGAGGCAGGCCAACGAACCGCCCGUUCUACUGGACGUGCCGAUGGACGCCUCGUACAGCUUUCGGGUGGUGGGCGACGACGGGCGGACGACCUCGCCGUCGGUCGUGGUGACCCUGUCGCGAUCGGACACGGGCGGCGGCGCGGAAUGGGAGGCCAAGCAGUUCGUCGGCAGGUACUUGGAGCUGGACGAGCUGGGCAACGGUAGAUUCGGCACGGUCCGUCGCGCCAGGGACAAGGGCACCGGUCAGGAGGUGGCGCUCAAGCAGAUUCCGCGGCACAGGCAGUCGAGACUGCUGACGCGCGCGGAAUACGACGUGCUGGCCUCCACUCAUCACGCCAACAUCGUCAGGGCGUUCGCCCUGUUCGAGAACGCGCCACGACCCGGGGUGGACACCAUCGUCUUGGAACUGGUCAGAGGCCCGAUGCUGUUCGCGUAUCUGAGCGAGAAAACGGAGUACACCGAGGCGACGGCGACGCGAUACACCUGCCAGCUGUUGUCCGCGUUGCGCUGGCUGCACCGCCGCGGCCGGGCGCAUCUGGACGUGAAACCGGAGAACGUCCUCGUCGACCACGAGACGGACCAGGUGAAGGUAAUAGAUCUGGGGGAAGCGGUCAGGGCUCCCAUCGACGAGAUCGUACCGCCCCCGGCCGAUCUGGAGUUCGCAGCGCCGGAGUCGGUGCUAGGUAGACCGGCCGGUCCUUACACGGAUAUGUGGGCCGUCGGAGUUUUCAUUUAUGUUUUGCUAAGCGGAUUGUCGCCGUUUCUGGACGACUCCGUGGAAGAAACCACCGCCAACAUUCUCAAGUGCGAUUUCUGUUUCCCCGACGAAUAUUUCGAGGCGAUAUCCAGCGAUGCGAAGGAACUCCUCGGGAGAUUAUUGUGCCUGCGUGGUGAGGAUCGAGUGAACGCAGAGAUCUGUCUUGGUUCGCCAUGGUUGAAAAUAUCAACUGGCGCUACCAUACCGUCCACUAGAAUGGCCGCAUUUAUAGAACGUCGUGCACACUGUCUUAAACUGCGUCAAGACCACAAUGACAGUUUUUACUCUUAAGAUUAGCAUUAUGUGCAGUAACAUGUUACUUAAAAUACAUGACAAAUUUAUAUAUGUAAAUAGCAAAAUAUACUUAAAUGUUUAACUGUU